UCUCCGGUGUGCGAUGGCGGAAUGGACGACAAACGGGAAACGAGUACGGAAGGACAAAAGAACAACAGGAAUGGGACCCUCGUAGAGCAGAAGACGCUGUCACACGAGAAGAAGCGAUCAGGAGCGGAAGCACCGCCAGAAAAUGUUCCACUACCUCAACGUCCAUUUAAAGCGGCUCAUGAUUCUUUUCGUCUACGAAUGUUUCAGGAACAACAUGGAUUUGAACCGGUAGUUUUCAUGACAAAGAAACGGACGAGGGACAACAAGUCAGUGAUGAGUGAAUUCAAAGGUGGCGAUCUGAACAAGUACACAGCGAAAACCUAUGCUAUCCAAAAUGGGAACGAGGUUUUCGGUGGUAAGUUCAACUUGUUCUCCUUGUUUUCUUCUUGA
This is a messenger RNA of Haemonchus placei, 390 nucleotides long. Lineage: Eukaryota; Metazoa; Nematoda; Chromadorea; Rhabditida; Trichostrongylidae. The record is from the annotation of a GenBank genome assembly.